AACAAGAUGAUCAUUCUGAAUACCCUAAUUGGAACCUUUUAAGCAUGCAACUCCUCAACACAGCGUAUUACUAUAUGAAAGAAUACAAACGCCCGAUAGUCUUGAUUUUUGAUCGAGUAGACCGCAUUGCUAAAAAGGACCCAGAGUUUCUUGAGAUACUUCAAGAUUUUGCGAAGGACUCCCUUGUAGUUAUAUUUAUCGCAAGGCUUGGUUCCGCAAUUUAUGAAAUGUGGGGAUGUUAUAAUUAUUUUGCCACAUAUGGA
Molecule: messenger RNA, 263 nt
Organism: Racocetra persica
Lineage: Eukaryota; Fungi; Glomeromycota; Glomeromycetes; Diversisporales; Gigasporaceae
Source: the annotation of a GenBank genome assembly